AUGGCCAUGUUUUCAUCGACUCCUCCUACUCACCUCACGACUCUCUCACCUCCUCAUGUAAAGAAGACCCAGAUAUUCUACAAGCCCGAAUUUUCUUUGAGACCCUCGAAAAAGCUUCAGUAUUUGGUACCCAUUUUUGCCAGUGCUGAUGAGGGGUCCGGAGUAGCUGCUUCUGUUUCAGGGGAGGAAGAGAAACCUUCUGAAAGUCCUGUGAGUGCUGGGGAGAAUCUAGGUUCUCAUGGGUCUCCUCCGCUGGUCGCCGCCGAAGCUCCGGCGCCAGCUACGGAGGAGGUGGUGGAGAGUGCGAAUAAAUUUCAGGACCCCAAAUGGGUUGGAGGGACUUGGGACUUGAAGCAGUUCGCGAAAGAUGGGAAGACCGAUUGGGACGCUGUUAUUGAUGCUGAAGUGAAAAGGAGAAAAAGGAUGGAAGAUAAUCCUCAAUCAUCAAGUAAUGAGGAUCCUAUCGCUUUUGACACUGCCAUAGUUCCAUGGUGGGCAUGGAUUAAAAGAUUCCAUCUUCCAGAAGCUGAAUUGCUCAAUGGUCGGGCUGCAAUGAUUGGCUUCUUCAUGGCGUACCUCGUUGAUAGUUUGACCGGGGUAGGUCUUGUAGAUCAAAUGGGCAACUUCUUCUGUAAAACACUGUUAUUCAUAGCUGUAGUGGGUGUUCUUCUGAUAAGAAAGAACGAGGAUAUUGAAACCCUUAAGAAAUUGCUGGAGGAGACGACAUUUUAUGAUAAGCAGUGGCAAGCAACUUGGCAGGAUGAGACGUCAACCAAGUCUGAUUAG
Messenger RNA from Fraxinus pennsylvanica, 786 nucleotides. The record is from the annotation of a GenBank genome assembly. Lineage: Eukaryota; Viridiplantae; Streptophyta; Magnoliopsida; Lamiales; Oleaceae.